This is a messenger RNA of Anneissia japonica, 4877 nucleotides long. RefSeq names its product protein phosphatase 1L-like. The record is from RefSeq and is a predicted model, not a curated record. Gene Ontology annotation, cellular component: cytosol; nucleus. The transcript is spliced from 3 exons. Bases 124 to 1209 code for a protein of 361 amino acids. Gene Ontology annotation, biological process: positive regulation of canonical NF-kappaB signal transduction; negative regulation of canonical NF-kappaB signal transduction; positive regulation of canonical Wnt signaling pathway. Gene Ontology annotation, molecular function: protein serine/threonine phosphatase activity; cation binding. Lineage: Eukaryota; Metazoa; Echinodermata; Crinoidea; Comatulida; Comatulidae.
GUGUGUCUGGCAAAAUAAAGGCAGGAAAUGACAGCUGUAUUUUUUUUUUUUUUGAAAACUGUAAACUAUUAUCCUCCAGCAGGCAUAUGAAGCUUCUGGCUUUCCGCUGUUGUCCAAGUCACCAUGGCGUUUUGGGCAAUGUUAAGCCGCCUAGCCAGGGGUGUUUUUCUUAAAUAUGAAACGCUAAUACUGAUAGCGCUUUUAGUUUUUGUCUACCGGUAUAUCCUGAACGGCGACCACGUACGUAUGGUUAUUGAUCGGGCAAAACGCUUUUCUACCGUGCAAAGGGGUUUCGAUCGUCUUCCGGCUACUCACCACGGGCCUAGCCCAAACAUCUCUUACUUAGAAAAACUCGUAUUUGGAUCAGAUAGACAGACAAUUCAGUGGGAGUUAAAAGAAGAUAAUAUUGGUAUUUAUUCAAUCCAAGGGCGCAGACCACACAUGGAAGAUCGUUAUGAUUAUGCAGAUGAUUCUGGGAAAUCUGGUGUGAUGUUUUAUGGAGUCUACGAUGGUCAUGGAGGAACGUUUGCCUCAGAAUUUGCUGAAAAACUCCUGUCUCAAACGGUAUUAGCAAGAUUAAAUCGGUCAAAGUACAGCCACGCUACUGUCAACUAUUCACAAGUUCUGAUCGAAGAAAUUUUAUCGUUAGAUGAAAAGUUAUUAACAGUUGCAAAGUCUAACAAGGAUGUAGCAGGUUCAACAGCUAUUGUAGCAAUCCUAUCUGAGGGAGAGUUGACCGUCGCUAAUGUGGGAGAUUCACGUGGGGUUAUAUGUGAUGAACAUGGUAGUGCAAUACCUAUGUCAUAUGACCACAAGCCGCAGUUGCUGCAGGAACGUAGGCGGAUCAAAAAAGCUGGCGGUUUCAUAUCGUUCAAUGGCGUGUGGCGUGUUGUUGGAAUUCUCGCUACAUCCAGAGCUCUUGGCGAUUUCCCGCUGAAGGAACACAAGUACAUUGUUGCUGAUCCUGAUAUCCAGACUUUCAAUUUAAACUCUGUUAAACCACAGUUCAUGAUUCUCGCCACUGAUGGAUUGUGGGAUAUGUUUACAAAUGAGGAAGCAGUGCAAUUUGUUAAGGACCGACUGGAUGAGCCUCAUCUAGGUGCAAAGAGUCUGGUCUUACAAGCCUAUUAUCGUGGUUCUUUUGAUAAUAUAACUGUCAUGGUGGUAAGGCUUGGUGAAAAGAAUGGAGUUAAAGUAAAGAAUCAGUGAGCACUGUAUUAAUUGUAAUACAUUUGACCAAUUGGGAGAAAUGAUUAUAUCAUGUGUACCAUUUAACAGGGUCAUCGAAGGGAGAUGUUUGGAUAUAAUUUAAUAUUCAAAGUUAAGUUUUUUUUUUUAUGUCGAAUCAACCAAUUAUGUAGAAGGUACAGUAUUAGUUAAGAAGAUAUUAAUGUCAGAUUUAUAUGGACCAAAAGCUAUAUCUUUGCAAUUGUUGUUUGUUUAUAAACCAGUGAAUCUAUUUUAUGUGCUUUAGUAGGCCUGUUUUGGACCAGAAAUCAAGCCUAGUUCUGCGUUGUUAUGUGCUUAAUUUAACAAGUUAAUUUUAAAUAAUUAAAAUCACCUCUUAUUGCUUCAAAUGCAAAUGCAAGUAUCCCAAUGCAAGCUCUUCUGUGAGUGUUCCACCAUUGUCUUCCCCCAUACAAAAAGAUAAGCAGCUGUCUGCGCAAAGGUAAAACAUGUUUGAUAGCAGUGUGAUUGGUUAAAAGUUGAGAAUACAAACAUUUUCUCACACUGUAGUUGGCUCGACCCAACUUUUGACAUUUGCAUUGACAGUACACACUUUUGGAGAAAGUAAAUGUGUAGGAUCCGCAGUGAUAUCACUUACAGCUUGAGUAUUCUGGGGAAAGCCAGGAAAUUUUGGUAGUACAGUAUGACCAGCAGUGAGAUCAUAUUGAGAAAAUUACUAAAAAUAGGUCAGACUCAAGAGUCAUUAAUAUAAAUGAAAUUUUGGGGCUCAAAUUUGAUACUACUAUAUUUUAUCAAUACGUUUUGAGCCAAUUCUCUAAAAAGUGUUCUUUGUGCAGAUUUUUGUGCUUCCAUCCUAAAUAUUUGUGUAGGUUUCCAUGCUUAAAAUUAAUCCUCACAUCUCUUGAUCCACUUAAUAUCAAAAAUUGUAUUUUUUAAAGACUAAAUUAAAGCUUUAAUGUGAUCUAUUCAGAUAUACUAUAAACUCAUUUCAUUUUUCCCAAUUGUGCAAUUCAUUUCGUGGUGAGACCUUACCAAAUCCGAAAUAAAGGUACCAGUAUAGAUAAAUUAUUAAAUUAGUAUAAAGAUGGAUUGAUUGUUAAAUGAAUAACUGCAUAAAAUAUAUAAAUAAAUAAAUAACUACAUACGUCUUCAAAGAAAUUAAUCAUUUUGUUGAUACCUAUUUUACUAUUUUCAAGUACAAUUGCCACAUUAUAGAGAAGGAUGUAAUUUUUUUUUGAGGUUUUUUUUCUUUUUGCUGUUUUUUAUGUAUUUUUUUUUGUUUUUUUUGCUAUGUACAUUAUGGUUCAUAAUGCUGUAAGUGCUUAUUUUAAAGACUUAGUGCUUAUUAUGUAUUCAUAUCAAGUAUUAAUUAUUAUUACUAUUAAUAUUAUUAUAUAUUAUUAGUGUAUUAUUAUUAUUACUAUCUACUAUAAUAUUUUUAUUUAUCUUCUAGAGUUGUUUUAAGGAUAAUUAGUGCCUUUACAAGUUUAGCUUAUACUGUUAUAAUAUCCAUUCAAAAGAGGGUCUUCUAAUUUGCUCUAUAUUUUAUAUUAUUCUCAUAGUUAGCUUGUUAUUUUUGUAUGUGUUGUCAUAUUCGAUACAACUGUGGAAGCUUUUUCAUUAGUGAUUGUAGAAGAUGAAGAUUGAUUAUACCUGAGAAAUGCCACCAUACAUGACGUUCGUCAAAAUGAAAUGUGUUUCACAGCAUUGCAAUAUACAGUACUUAAAUGAUUAUUUUGCAUUGGGAGAAUAAUUCAACAUCAAGUGAAAUGAUGUUAAAGAUAUACUGUCUAUAGUAAAAUUAGGAAAUAAAAUAGUACAAAAUUAAUUUAAAACAUUCAAUUCUCAUUGAAAAUAAGUAAAUUUAAAGUUACCAACUUUUAAAUGAGUAACAGACUAAAUGAUUGAUUUUUUGCUGCAGAAGUCCUUUACAAAUAAUGUUAACCAAUGAUCUAUGCAAAAUAUAGUAAUGGUUCUGAUAACUGAAGAGAAAAACAUUCAUUCAUUCUUAAUUUUCAAUUGCAAAUUUCACUUAAAUAUUUACAAAAUAAUUUUUUUUAUAGCCCAACACAAACAGUAUGUCUUUUAAAGUUCUGGAAAAAUGUCUUCUUUCAUGAUCAUUUCUGUAUUUUUUUCAGUCAUUAUAUAAGAUUUUGUUUUCCUUAUUUUACCUCAUUUUUCAAGUCAAAAGUGCAAUCAAAUUCUAGACACUUCUUGCUUGGCUAUUAAUAGUGCAUUUUAGUUUAAGUAAAGCCUAAACCUCCCAAAAAGUGCCAUCUUGCACAAAUUCAUUAUACUGUACUUGAGUGGUGUAUUUUCUCCUGGAUGUGAGCUUGUGAUGAGUAUAAGUUAAAGUUGCCUAAGUCAAUUUUGCCUAACUCGCAUAAUUUCUAAGUCAAACUUAUUUUACAUGCCAAAUUGUUAAUUGUGUUUUCCAUUAAUAAACAAUCGGUAAGUCAAAUUUUAUCCAAGUCGAACAAUUUAUCAAUGGCAUUUUGGAUCGACUUAGGCAAGUUCAACUUUCACCAUGUGCAGCAAAAUAAAGUUAGAUGUGUUAGCUCACAAAAACGAGAUUUCACAAUCUUCCUACUUGGAACCCCUGGAAUACUCCUAUUAGCAUGUACUUUUACAGUGCAUUAAAAUUGAAGCAUUGUGGCCAGUAGUUUUUUUAAUGAGUGAUAUCAUUUUUAAGUACUGUACAGUACAUGCAAGCAAUGCUGAUCCUAUUUGGUAUGUUGGACCCUUAACUACAGUAGGUUGGCCAAUUGAUUUGAUUGGAGUAUGCAAGAGUUGUAUUAAACUGCAUAGUCAAUUGUAUAACAUUUGUGGCAAAGACAAGCCAAACCAGUCACUCGUCACAAAUUAUGUUUCAGAGAUAGUGGCCAAAACAUUGCACUAAACUAACCUUUAUAUAUCUACUGUAUAUAUCAUGCUAUGCUGUUAUUUUCCCCAUUUUCAAUGUUAAAAUAGCAAUUUUUAAUGAUUUGGUGAUAGUUUCUGCCCGAAAUUAUAAACUAUGAAGGCUGAUUUCUUUGUAUUGUUUUUUUAAACAACUGUAUGUUUAAACUCCCGUAAUUUCAUAACAAAAUGUCAGAUUUAAAUAUGAUUCUUUUACCUUUUACAUCUCUCAUUUUACUGUUUAACCCUGUAUUAAUUAAUAACUAAAAAUCUAUUUUUUCAAUGUGUGACUGGUUUGGCUUGUCUUUGCCACAUUUGUCUUUCUAAUGUACUGGAAAAUUUCAAGCUUUUUGGACUGAUGCUAAUACAAAUAUUAUAUCUACUGUAAAAUAUUUAAAAAAAAAAAAAAAAAAAAAACUUCAGGCUUGGACAACAUUUUUUAGACCAAAUGUCAGGGUGUUUGAGGAUGAUGCACAUGGCCUUUUAAUUGUGGUCCAUCUCCACUUCAGUAAUGUGCUUAGAAUUGGCAAACUACAGAAUCUUGCAUUCUUUUGUGUUGAAAAGAAAUUUUUUAGGAAAAGAAAAGGAAAAAUUGUACUAGAAUGCAUGUAUUUGAAAAAAAAUAAUAACCAAAAUCUGUACCUUGCAAGUAAUCAAGCUUCAUGUAUUUUCUGGUUUAUUUAUUAGGAAUAAUGCAUAAAUGGCCUUCCAUACUUAAUCCUUGACAGUUGUUAUAUGUAUGCUUAUGAGGUAGUAUGAUAUUUGUAAUAAAUAAUAUAUGCAUUUGUAAA